AUGCAGCCGCCCAGCGCGAGCGAGGCGCGGCGCGGCGUGCCGGCGUCGCCGUCGGCGGCGGAUGUCAUGCGCGCGUACCGUGAGCGGCGGCAGAGUGCGCGGCGCGGCGUACUGAGCCGGUACCGCGUGCUGGGCUUCCUGAAUGCGGGUACGUACGGCCGCGUGUACAAGGCAGAGGACGCGCCGUUGACCGCGUCUGCGGAGCGCCCCGGCGUGUACGCGAUCAAAAAGUUUAAGUUGGACCGCGAGGAUGAUACAACGCUCUUCCGCGGAGUCAGCCAGAGUGCGAUUCGCGAGAUAGCCCUGAAUCGCGAGCUCGCGCACGAGAAUGUGUGCCGGCUAUGGGAGGUCCUGCUGGAGGACAAUGCCGUCUUUCUCGUGUACGAGUUUGUCGACCACGACUUUUUGCAGAUCAUCCACCACUAUCUGACGGUCGUGCGCACGCCGAUCGGCGGCGCCAUGAUCAAGUCGCUCAUGUGGCAGCUGCUCAACGGGAUCGCCUACCUGCACGCGAAUGGCGUGAUGCAUCGUGACCUCAAGCCGGCCAAUAUUCUCAUCACGGGGCGUGGUGUCGUCAAGAUUGGCGAUCUUGGUCUUGCGCGCAUUUAUUCGGACCCGCUCAUGUCGCUGUACACGAGCGACAUGGUUGUCGUUACGAUCUGGUACCGCGCGCCGGAGCUCCUGCUGGGCGCGCGGCAUUACACGCCUGCGAUUGAUCUAUGGGCUGCCGGAUGCAUCUGGGGCGAGCUCAUGGCACUGCGCCCCAUGUUCAAGGGCGAGGAAGUGCGCAUGCCAACCAGGAGCAAGACCGUGCCUCUGCAAGUCCACCAGCUCAGCAAGAUCGUCGACGUGCUCGGCACGCCUGACACGGAGCGCUGGCCGCGCAUCACGGCCAUGCCCGAGUACUCUGCUUGGGUGGCAUCGCGGCGCUCCCACAGCGUGCCAACGACCCUGUACCGGUGGUACGUCGACCGGUCCGGGACCUCGAGCGGCUUUGGUCUAUUUGACCGGCUACUGCAGUACGAUCCCGAGCGCCGCGCGACUGCUGCGGAAGCACUGGAGCACCCAUGGUUCGCCGAGGCGCCGCUCCCUCAGACCACAGUACGUCGCGUGCACUCACCAGAAAUCGGCGUGGGUCUCGUAUCGGGUGGCCUGCUCUUCUUGGUGCUAGGAAUCGUACUGUUCUUUGAUGCGACGCUUCUGGCACUUGGAAACGUGCUGUUCCUUGCGGGCAUCGCGCUGCUGAUUGGCCCCCAAAAGACGCUUCUGUUCUUUGCGCGGCCGCAAAAGAUCCGCGGCACCGUGUGCUUCUUUGCGGGCAUGGCACUCGUGUUUGUGCGGUGGACGGUGCUCGGCAUGAUGGUCGAGUUGGUCGGCUUCCUGAAUCUAUUUGGGUACGCGCUCCUGCUCACGCAGCGACUUUUUCCCCGUCAUCCUGAGCUUUUUGCGGCAGAUGCCGCUCGUUGGUACGCGACUCGGCUGACCCAGGUCAUGGACCAGCUCGCCGGCGCACGCCGCUCGGCUGUGUAG
This is a messenger RNA of Malassezia sympodialis ATCC 42132, 1530 nucleotides long. RefSeq lists its product as uncharacterized. Gene Ontology annotation, cellular component: mediator complex; nucleus. Bases 1 to 1530 code for a protein of 509 amino acids. NCBI's taxonomy places the organism in Eukaryota, Fungi, Basidiomycota, Malasseziomycetes, Malasseziales, Malasseziaceae. Gene Ontology annotation, biological process: protein phosphorylation. The record is from RefSeq and is a predicted model, not a curated record. Gene Ontology annotation, molecular function: ATP binding; cyclin-dependent protein serine/threonine kinase activity. The transcript is spliced from 4 exons.